Messenger RNA from Acanthoscelides obtectus, 900 nucleotides. The record is from the annotation of a GenBank genome assembly. NCBI's taxonomy places the organism in Eukaryota, Metazoa, Arthropoda, Insecta, Coleoptera, Chrysomelidae.
GAUGAAUUCUUUGACCUUAUAAUUACAAAUACCAACAAUUACGCUAUUGAGAUACUUGCAACCACGGUUUCAGAUAAAAGCAGAAUAACAAGUUGGAAAGAUGUUACCAAGGAAGAAUUAAAAAUAUUUCUCGGCCUUCUUUUCCACAUGGGUACUAUAAAAAUGAAUCGUAUUAACGAUUAUUGGAAAACCCAUUACCUUUUCAAUUUACCUGCUUUUUCUAACAACAUGAGCCGAAAUCGUUUUCUGCUCAUUUUACGAGCAUUACAUUUUAAUGAUAAUUCGGCCCCUGAACAAAACAGAUUAUCUAAAAUAUCUCCACUAAUGAAUUUUUUCAACUCUAAAAUGUCUGAGCUCUACUAUCCUGGUAGGGAACUAGCUAUUGAUGAAUCCAUGGUUCUGUGGAGGGGAAGGCUGAGGUUUCGGCAAUACGUUCAAGGGAAACGACAUAAAUUUGGGACUAAAUUAUACGUCCUUGCAGAAUCUAAUGGAUUAGUUCAAAAAAUUCUCGUUUACGGAGGAUCUGCAGAUCCAAACCUAGGUGGUAACAAACAUACAGAAAAAGUUGUCCAUAGUCUAUUAGAAGACAAAAAAGGUGUAGGACAUUCGGUUUAUAUGGAUAGUUUUUAUAAUAGUGUCGCAUUAUCGGAAAAAUUACUUCAAGAGAAAACAUACACCACAGGCACACUUAGAACAAAUAAAGUUGGAAAUCCAGAAGAAGUUAUUUCUAAAAAGUUAAAAAAAGGAGAAUGUAUUUCUCAAUAUACAAACGAUGGACUCUGCGUCAGUAAAUGGAAGGACAAGCGUGAUGUUCUCACUAUUUCUACGGAAUUUGAUAGUGAAAUGGUCAAUGUGAUUUCCAAAAGAGGAAUAGACAAAAGAAAACCAAAACUGGUCUGA